Messenger RNA from Cheilinus undulatus (humphead wrasse), 8530 nucleotides. It is a transcript of the gene casp8ap2, whose product is annotated as caspase 8 associated protein 2. Gene Ontology annotation, cellular component: PML body; mitochondrion. The record is from RefSeq and is a predicted model, not a curated record. NCBI's taxonomy places the organism in Eukaryota, Metazoa, Chordata, Actinopteri, Labriformes, Labridae. Gene Ontology annotation, biological process: extrinsic apoptotic signaling pathway via death domain receptors; Fas signaling pathway. The transcript has 11 exons. Gene Ontology annotation, molecular function: transcription corepressor activity. The coding region runs from base 295 to 6201 and encodes 1968 amino acids.
GAAAGCAACUCCCCUGCAAGUGCCGCAACUUUCUCUCGAGAAAAGUGAAAUAUCUGUCGCGAUUAGGUGACUUUUUGAUAUCAGUUGGACGUGGAAGGAUGUGAGGAACCGGAGAAUACCUUUAGCAGUGGUACAUUUCGUCUCCUUUUUUGGUUCAAACGACGUUUUUAGUGUAAAUUGUCUUCCGGGGAGGCAUUGACAGACCGCGGGAAAAUGUCGUUACUACCUGUGAGCAGAAGUCUUGGCGCGACAUUACAGUUGUAAACAACAGGAGGACACACAACCAAAGAGGUGAUGGUCAUAGAGCAGGAGAAGGGUUGUACAACAUAUAUGGCACCAUCAGGGGAAGGACAUGAGAAAUGCAAGCAGGGCGAGAAUGAGAUGGACAUGACACGAGGAACUCCUUCACAAACAGACCCACACCAGUGCUGGAAAAUGGAGGACAUUGACACCAGUGAUGUUUGUGAUACUUUUAGACCUGGUGUCAGUGAAGAGUCUGUGGACAUCUAUGAUGGCCUGGAUCUCAGCACAGGCAUCAAUGGAGAGGGGUCAGCUCCAAAUGUGGCCCGUAUAGAGUCGAUGGAUUUGUACGAAGAAAUUGUGACAGAGGAGCAGCAGGCCAGAGAGGCUACGUACACUGAGCUGAUGACCAGAUUCCAGGCAGCUCAGAAUCAAAUUAAAGAGCUGCGCAGGAGAUUGGAGCAAGUGGAACUGCAGAACACGGGGCUGAACACAGAGAACUAUCGUCUCAAAAAGAACAUCUCUGCACUUUUACAAACAGCAAGACAGGAAGUGACAAGGAAAGAUGCUGAAAUCCAGAGAUUAAAUCAGUUGUCAGGAAGGGGUUACAACCACCGCCAUCAUCAUCAUCAGUCUCACAGUAAUAAUCUACAGGACCACACUUCAUCUAGUCGGACCUCCAUGGGCAGCUCCAGUAGGCCUCCUCUUCCUCCCCCUCCUCCUCCUAUGAAGCAAUCCUCAAAGCAUCCCACUCAGCCUCCCUGUCCUCCACCGCCACCUCCUCCGCCUCGACCACCUUCACCUUCCUGUCUUCCUCCACCUCUCCCACCUCUCCCACCUUCACCUCCACAGGAGAUCAAAUCUACAUCCAGGAGGGAACCUCCUCCACCUUCAUUAAAGGAAAGCUCUACCUCUCAGUCCAGCGGCUCUAGCCUCGAGACACGAGCUUUAAAAGCCUCCUCUCAUGUUCACUCAAAAAGUUCUUCAAGAGGAGAUUCUGAUGCACCAGAAAAAUCCAGCAACUGUCCUUCAACUCGACAUGGAGAGUCAGACAAACACAAGUCCAAGCACAGAGAAGAAAAACCUGAAUCUACAAGUAGAAGACAUAGAAGUGCUACUGAUUCAAACAAAGACUGUCAUGUUCCUGAAAAAAGCAGGUCUCACAAAGACACAGAGCGAAGAUAUGAAUCCAGAUCUGGUAAAGGCAGAAACUUUGUGAAUACUGAGGGGCACCACAGGUCAGAGAGGGCCAAAAGCCCUCCACCAGACAUUUCACACAGCGAGAAGUUAAGAACACAAGAACAGAGACGGCACAAAGCUAAAACAUCUACGUCAGACUCUGAACAUAGCAUCAAAGAAAGCUGUGGCAGAGAUCAUAGAAAAAACAAGGGCCAUGACAAAUAUAUCAAACGAUCAGACUCAAAGGAAUGGAAAAAGUCCUCUUCAAAUCAACCCGCUGAACACAGCAGAGAUUCUUCAAAAGAAAGGGAAGGCCAUAGACUGUCAAAGAGUGAUAAAAGGUGGGAGAAAAAACACAGGGAAGAAGAAUCAAACAGUCGGCAUAAGAGGAAAUAUUCGUCAGAAAAAAGCAGGGAAUCUGAGAAAUCAAAAGAACCAGAUCAACAUAAAGCUGCUAGUAAGGAACGGCAAGAGAAGACACAAGAGGCUUUUAAGACAGCAUCUGAUCAGCCUUCAAUGAGUGGGAAGAUCUCAGUGGAUGAAAACAGUCCAAACAGGAAAUUGUGCUUCAUGGAAACAUUGAAUUUAACCCUUUCACCCAUCAAGAAGCCAGUAUUACCUUUAGAAGACCCUACACCAAUAGACCAAGUGGCUGUGAGCACAUCAGAAGAUGAACAGCCUAAUGUUGAAGAAAUGUGUGUGAUCGAUGAAGUCAACAGCAGUGAGUUAGAAGCAGAGCAGUCUGCAGAAAAUCCUAAAACAUCACGUAGCACUGAAGAGACAAACAAGAGACAUAGUGUAGGAGGAGAGGCCCAAGAAACCGACAAAAACAGAAGUGAAACUGACAAGCAACUUGAAAAUAAUUCAGUCCAAACUACCUCAGUUCAACAAAAACCAUCUGAUACUGCAGAGACUAAGAAGACCGUGCAUUCGACAGAAGACAGCAGUUCUGUUAAAGUGGCUGACACUUCAAAAAAGGAAAAAACUAACACUUUAUCAGACAGCACAAGAGACGAUUGUCAAGGUUUGGAGGCCAAAAAUUGCCUCAGUGACAUGUCUGGAAAGAACUCUUUCCAAAAAGUCAAGCAAAGACAUAGUAAAGAUAAAUCUGGAGCUGUAACAGAUCCCACUGUGCUUAAUCCAAGAGUAGAAUUGAACUCUAGGACUUCUAAAAAUGCAGCAAAGAAAAGCCCCUCAGAUGAGUCAGUAAAAGAAUCUGCUGCACCCUCAAGAAAAGGUCCUGUAGCUGAAGAUGUUCCUGACAAAACUCAUGCUAAAAGUCAGACAACUUCACCCACUAUCCUACCUCAAGAUCAUCAGCACAAACCUCUUCCCCCUAUGUCCAGUCCCAUACACAGUAAAGAAGCCUGUAAUGUGCAAGAAAGUCCUAAAGAUGCCAAUGCUGUAUCCAGUUCAAUAAACCUGGAAUCUCUUCCAAAAGAAGGGCUGAGUCUCCCUGAGGCUAUUGAAAUGUUAACACAAGCAACUGAAGAUAGCAACGAUAAAUGUAAAAACACAGCUGAGCCCAGUUCAUCUACUGGUUGUAUUGCAGUGUCUAAAGUCAGCAGUACAACAGAGGAGACAGCCCAGCUGGAAAAGUACAAGAAUCUCUCUGUGACGCCUAUAAAGCACUUCAAUCCUGGAAGGAGUCAUGAGAAUAACAUAGAGCCUUCCAGCUCUGUGCCUUUUCUUCACGAUGAGGACUCAAUGAUGCGCACAUUCAGCAACUUGAAGAGGAUCCCUGAUGCCAUCAGCCCUCUGAGGAGCCCGAUACGGGUCAGCAAGAGAAGUCAGGUCCAUGUGCAUGGCAAGCCGGGUCAUGUCAAGAGCCUUCAGAAAGAGUUCUCCAGCCCGCCUGCUGACACAAACUCAAAGAAGUUGGACGUAAACAAAGAAAACAAAUAUCCUGGUCCUCCUACAAACCAUGACAUGUCAAAUUCAUUGGACAAAGGGUCUGACGUGCCUUCAAGUCUCUCCGACACGGACUUAGAGGAAGGAGAAAUCAUAAGUGAGAGUGAUGAGACUGCAGCAGAUUCUCCUGCUCCUGCAAAUAAGAGGGCAAAGUUGGUUCGACCAGUCAGAAAUAAACAAAGUCCCAAGUCUGUCUUACCCAGGACAUCGGAGGAGAGGCGUGUUGCAUCACAAGAAAUCACUGAAAAAGCUGGCUCAUCUAUAAGGAGUCCAAAAAGUCGAUUUAAAACAGUUUGUCCCGCAGCAACAAAAGCAUCUUUCACCUCCAUAGAUGAAGUCAUGGGAACUUUUAAGCUAGUCCGCGCUGAGAUCCGGAAAAAGUACAUGAAGCUUCAUAAAACCUUUCCCAAGAAGAGCUUCCAUGGCAUGAUGCAUAAUUUCCAGGAGUCCUUUUUAAGUUUUGUUGAUGGUGCCAAUUUUGUCUUAGUUUGCAACCAGGAAAAAGAGCUUAAGUCACAACUGAGGAAGCUGAUCACAUCUGUGUUUAGCAAAGUAUCGAAUAAUGGUAUUGUGAAACGCAUCUUUGAGCAGCAAGCAGUCGAUCUCAAGCAGAAGUUAUGGGACUUUGUGGACGGCCAAGUGGACUACUUAUUCAAGGACAUAUAUGUGACGCUAAAGAGUCUAUGCAAAACAGCAAGAGCUCAGAUCGAGGACAAAAAGCCCAGUGGAAAUGAGAAAGUAUUGACGCAGGCUCCAGUGAAGAAGCCCCAAAUUCAAGAAAAAGACACACAACCUGCUUCGGCCAGCCUGAAUCAUAACAAGCCUCGUACUGUUGCGCCCUACAAAACAGGCCUUGGAAGCAGAGGUAAAGAUAUCAGAAUCAUACAAGGUGAAAAAGACGACAAUGCUGACCCACAGCCAACAAGUACGGAACCUGUGGUCAACUUCAUCCCUCCCAAAAAUGUUCCUUCAACUCCAGACAAACAUAACAUAUCCUCUUUGCUUGUCUCUCAGAAUGGUUCUUUACUCGAUAAAACAGACUUUGAGUUACUCACAGAGCAGCAAGCGUCCAGUUUAACAUUUAACUUGGUGAGAGACUCUCAAAUGGGGGAAAUUUUCAAAUGUCUCCUGCAAGGGUCUGACUUACUAGAAUCCAGUGGCAUCACCGGAGAAAACACCACCUGGUCCCUCAGUACCCCAAGGAAAGACGGCGAUAGACUCCUCAGCAUCACAACCCCAACCAAGUUUGACUCUCCAUCUAGACUGCUUUCUCCACUGAAGUUCGAUACGCCCUCCAAGCUUGUCACUACAUGGUCCAGCAUUUCACCUCGCAAGAUGUCGUCUCCCCGAUCCAGAGAUCAGCAGCAGCUGAAUCCAGCUUUGUUCGACGAGAGUUGCUUGUUAGAAGUUCCAUCAGAGAAUAAAGCAGCGGAAAAGUCCGGUUCUGCUUCACAGAGGUCUUAUUCAAUUCUGGCUGAAGAUCUCGCCGUCUCACUCACCAUCCCAUCACCUCUCAAGUCCGACAGCCAUCUCAGCUUCCUGCAGCAGCCAAGAGUACACGUCAUGUCCACUCCUGACAGCGUCAUCAGCGCCCACAUAAGUGAAGACGCUUUGAUGGACGAAGAAGAUGCUAGCGAACAGGAGAUACACCUGGCCUUAGACACCGACAUCUCCAGCUGUAGCUCCAGCAGCAGCGUGCCAUCUGAACCACUUGCCAUGCCAUUCGUGUUCAAGCCCGACCUGCCCAUGCAGGCACUGGUAAUGGAGAGGUCCAAUGAUCAUUUUAUUUUGAAGAUCCGUCAGGCGGCAGCAGGAGCAGAUGUCACGCUCACUGCUGAUGAUAGCUUAAGUCAGACUCUAACAGAGGAUGAUCGACAACAUGGGGAUGACACGGCAGCUUGUGCUGAAGAUGUUUUGUCAGACAAAUCCAAGACAGACACUCCAUCAAAUGCUGAACCAUCACAAACCAACCCUCCUGAGAACUCUGAGGUCUCUCAGGUCACCACAAGGGAAGAUAUCCAGCUAAGUCCAGAAGAGAGUGCAGCGCCGACAAAGGAUCCAUCUCCUAGAAAGAACGAUUCUUCACCGAAACAAAACACAUUAAAGGAUGGUGUAACUGAGGACUCGCAGAAACAUACAGAGUCUCUAAAAGUUCUGCCUCCUCCAGAUAACAGUUUGCAAAAUGUUGAUGAAACUUCCAAUCGAGUGUCUGGUCAGACCAGCAUAGAGGGCAUCACAAACACUGCUGAGGAAAGUAAAACACAAACAAGACACGAUGGAGAACAGGGCAUUACAACUCCGCAAAGUCCACCUCAAGCUUCCCUGUCAGAAAACAGUACACAUCAUCUGACUGAAAGCUCAGAAACAAAUCAAAGCAGCCAGUCGCUGGCGUCCUAUGAAACCAACUCAGAAAGAGAGGAAACAGAGGCGUCAGAGUCAGAGAGGAGUCUCACUAUUGCAGAGGACAUGAGCAGCUCACCAGAGAAAGAAAGACGGGAUCAUGGAAAAAACAGGAAGCGGAAGAAGCACCAGGAGAAAUCCAAAGCCAAGAAGUCAAGAAAGGAGGAGGACAGUGCUGAAGAAAGAGCGUCGAACCACAUGAAAGACAGGAGUGGGUCUCAGUCCUCUCCGACAUCUCUGUCCCCAAACAGUCUGUCUGCAAAGAACGUCAUCAGGAAGAAGGGCGAGGUGGUGAUGUCCUGGACCAGAGAUGAGGAUCGAGCCAUUCUGGUUGAACUGAAGACAAAAGGACCUUCACGUGAGACUUUCUCUGUUCUGUCAGAGAGACUUCAUAAACCAGCCAGCCAGAUUGCUCACAGAUUCAACCAACUCAUGAAGCUUUUUAAGAAGCAGGAGAAGUUGGACACUUGAUGAGUCAGACUGUGCAGUGCUUUGUGCCAUUUGGUAGUUCUUAAAAUGGGACAUUUCCACACACCUACUGCUGCUCUGGAAGAUGUGAAAGCAGGGUCGGAGGAUCGACAUAAACUCUUCUCGCUUUGAUCGUGAGGCCUGCGUACUCUCAUCUUCAUGCAGGCUAAUGGGAAAAGGACAGUGCUUUUAUACAAGCUGUUUUUGAAAGAAUGUCAUUGAACCAGUCACUGUCUAGAUACUGAACUGUACUGUUUUAUAGUAUAAGAAGAAAGUAAACUACUACUUCAACACAAACUCCUCAGUAUAACUGCACAGUAAAUAUGAAUGUCUUAUUUUUAAGGAUGGAGAUCCUAUUUUUUUUUCUUUUUUAUCCCCUUAUAACAAUCCAAGGCCUUAUCAACACUGCUAAUAGUUAUUUCUUAAUGGAAGUUUAGUUGGCCGUGGAUAUAACCACUCUGUUCUUACAGAUCUGGUAUGUGUUUUUUAUAAUGCUAAGAAAACAAAUUUCUCUUCCAAACUGUGUUUUUGUUCAAAUUUCUCACGAAAACCUGUCAACAUGGAUUACAACAUUGGACUAGUGGUUUUUUAACUCAAGCAUGGCACAAACUAAAAGAUUUUUUUAAAUCUUAACCAAUUUUUAAAAAUUUGAGAGGCCCAACAUAUGUAGACAAAUCAUGACAGAUUUAACAGACUUGUUCUUACAGUGUGUGGUGUGCAACGGGAUGGCUGACACAGCACACCACACACCAGCAGAUUCAUUCGCCAACAACUUAAGUCCAUAGUUUCAAAGCUCUCAUGCAAUCAAAUGUGACUAGCAUUAAGCUACCAGCCACUUCCAUUGUGGUAGCAAUUUGAGUCCAUACCUCUCCUUGUCAAUUUUACUGUACACGUGUAAACACUUGUGUUUUUGUAGCAAAUCAGCAAGCUGCUCCUCCAUUUCUGUUUGACUUUAGGCUUCACGUUUACUUUUGUUACCAUGGCUGUGUUUGUUGUGCUUCCUCCCCUGGACAUCUAACAUCCUGAUGCACUGUUGCUCCAUACCAUGCAACAGUCCUGCUCAUGCAUACUCAACUGUCCUCAGUAUUUUUUCACAACAGGAUCUCUGAUCCCAAAUAUUGAAUAGGUUUAUUAUCUGAAGCUGGAGUGGCUCCAAUCACUUCUGAGCAAAGGGAAAAGAUCACUUUUAACACACUUCACACCACAGUAAAAUCAGUCAAAAUAAUCUCUAGAACCAUUUGAUAACGUGGCCUUUGCUGACUUUGGUUGGAAAGGAGGUAAUCAGGCAAAAAUUGGCAAAAUUAUCUUGUAGUGAGUGCCAGGCUAAACACGAGCAAGGGGAUCUUUGCAAGGCUGCUUUGAGUGAAGGAGGAUGACUGACCCAUGAGAGCAGCAGACAGCUUUACAGAGUUUUAAACACCCUAGUUUAUGAUGCAUUUUAGUUUAAUUCGAUGCCCAACACACGUGUUUAAUACUUAUUGGCUAAGAAUAGUCAUAAUUCAGUCUCCUUAGUGUGCUCUGCAGAAUCUCCAUUUGAAGGACCAUCUAGCCCUAGCAUUUCACCCCAUCCCUCCAUACCUAUAGAUGUGAAUAGUGGUAGAGUUAAGUAGGAGGGGCAAGGGAUGAAUAGGUAUUGAGCCUUGAUUUAGAUGACUCGACUUGAAUUCUCACCAACGGACCUACAAGACUUGACAGAGGUAUCGAUAAGCUCAAACAUUAUUAUUUGUGAGUUUUGAAAAAUGCUGAACUUGGCCCUAAUGGAACCCUGUUUCGAUCUCCAUCCCUGGUUUUGUUGCUAAUACACUUUCUGGUUUUAGAAUCCACAACCCACACUACUUCAGUAUGUUAUCAACUGAUCUCUGGUCUUCACUAAAGCAUCGUCCUCAUGCAGCAUUUUUCUCUUCUCUGCAGAUAUGAAACAUCGCAAAAAUAAUUCAAGUUCAUACUGGUCCUAUACUCAUGUAUUUUCUCAUACGAGGUGGCGUAAACUGCCUUCAGACUGUGAUAAAUCCAGGUUACGGAGCAUAUUUGUCUAAAAUGUUAGUCUCUAAAAUUGUUGGAGGCUCAAAGAGAACAAUUUUAAGCAUUAGCUCUCAAGUUAAGCCAUAUGUCUGAAAGGUUGGGCUAUUUUAGUAAAAUUUUGUAUGUGAUAUUUGGGAUAUUAUUUUAAUGGAUGUACUUGUGUUUAGGGGAAGUGCUUAAUACGUUUGAAGGUUGUUAUAAUAAUUACAUGUCUGAUUCAUGUACAGGAUAUCUGUUAAUGCAACAAAGCAUUUUAUCUGUUGCCUAAAACUGGCUUUUUUGUUCAACUUAACCUAAAGCUUAAAAACAG